AUGACAACUGGAUUGCAAUCGUCAUUCAAUGGGCUCGCUUUGGAUGAUGAAGAGGCCUCUUCCUCAUUUUUCCUUGCAGAACCACUGAUAACCUCAGAACCUGAAGCCGACACAGACCCGAGAUUGUUAGGCGAUGACGUCACUGGCCAAAAUGGCGCUGACAGAGACACGUCUGCAAGCAAUACCUCAGGAGGGAAGAGGUGGUUUAGAUUCCAGAGUUUUCGUCGAAAAGGACCGCCUGAUGGAACAGGCGGUAUCGGCAGGGAGUUGACGAAACGAGCUCACGAGGGCGAUGAGGCUGCAACUGCGGGCAUGAAGGCCCUGAAUCUGCUGGAGCAGGGAGAGUACGAUGAUGACCUCCUCGACUGCGUACAGCUUUCGCGGGACCUCGAUGUUGCGAUGCGUUUGUUUUGCCACCACUUUCCUGACAACGAUCUGAGACGCGUUGUCUGUGGUGACAAGCGGAAGCACCUUGUUCGACUCCUAAAUCCUCUCCGGCAAAAGUUUGGAACUGCCCAAACCUUUUUGAGGCGCCUGACAAUCCCGCUUUCCCACCCUGUUUUCGUCAACAGUGCCCGUUCGCCCAUGUCUGAAGUCGAUCUACAGCCGCUGACAAUUAUGCUCGCAAACGCCGUCAAACGCAACCCCGACAUGACGCCAGCGUACUCCAUCUUCGAUGCGGAAUCAGGCCGGAGUUGCGUGGCAACGGAAUUGUCCCACAUCUACAGGGAACCUCCCCGUCUGAAUCCGAGGAAACUUGAAAAAUCGUUAUCGAAGAGAAAGGAAUGGAGACUGCGACAAGUGGCUGCUGCCGCAUACCCUGCGCACGCGGAUGCUAUGGAAAUUGCUCUCGUCCUCAGUGCGCUCGAUUUUUCGGGUUGCAGGGAACGCUGGAUCAAGGAACCCUACGUGACACUGGGGAACGUGGCAGCUGGGGCUACCGUCCAGCUUUCCAGAAAGCUGGCGACAGAACUUUUAGUGUCCUUUCUCAUUGCCAUGGCGUAUAGCGCAAACGACAGUGAAGCGGGUUCUUGUUCGGCAAGCGGAUCUGUGUCGGAAGUUCGUGCCUCGUGCAGGCGACUGAAGAUAAACCUUCAGCUGCAAGCGGAAAUUCAAAAAAUCUACAAUUCGGUUGCAGAUAACAAUCUUAGUACAGCAGAAGAACGCGUCAACAAACUCCGGAACAGUUACAAAACUGUUACAUUGGACGAAGAAUUUGUGCGGAGAGGAAACGGCUUCGCGGUUCUGAAUGCAUUCGCAGACACGUACAUGUUUUUGCAGCAAGUGGACAUGACGACUAAAGGAGCCCGUUUUCUGCGCUUUCUGAAUAGUAUGGGGCUGAAGCGCGCGCUUCAGUGGUACCUCACGAGGGUCUUCCGCAAACUUGCUGCAGGGUACAGGAAUCAAGGGGCAUCCGCGCUGCUGCCCAGCUCCGUUCAGGCUCCACAGCCCUUUAAAAACGUCAUGGCAGCCUCAUCUGGGGCGCACACUGUAUGUGGGAUCGGCAGUCGAUGGCUGCAGAAGUUUGUUACUGGACUGGUUGAGGUAACUUUAUCGGACUCUAGCCAGGCGGCGGGCACCGCGGAGCUGGACGCUCCCGGCGCACCGGCGGAUUCCGCUGUGUCGCAGCGAGGCCCCGAGGGAACCGCGUCUGCAGCAGGCCUCGGUUCUGGAGGCAUCACAAACGAAGGCUUCGAUUCUACUGAAACACCGUAUCAGGAGCCUCUUCAGGGUCAGGCUUCAGUUUUGUCGCCGUCCGCUCCAAGCGCAUCGCCCGUCGUACUAUCUUUCGCAGCAGGAACAAGCGGAGCCGACGCAGUUAUCGGAUUCACGCGAAGAGCAAAAAGUAUUGGGAGAAUCUUGCGAACAGUUGUGGCGGCGGCGCUCGCGGCAGAUCUCGCUUUUGGUUUGUGGUUCCCAGGACCUGUGCUGCCGUUAGUCCCAAGAUCGUAG
This is a messenger RNA of Besnoitia besnoiti, 1953 nucleotides long. RefSeq lists its product as uncharacterized. Bases 1 to 1953 code for a protein of 650 amino acids. NCBI's taxonomy places the organism in Eukaryota, Apicomplexa, Conoidasida, Eucoccidiorida, Sarcocystidae. The transcript is spliced from 7 exons. The record is from RefSeq and is a predicted model, not a curated record.